This is a messenger RNA of Acanthosepion pharaonis, 1935 nucleotides long. The record is from the annotation of a GenBank genome assembly. Lineage: Eukaryota; Metazoa; Mollusca; Cephalopoda; Sepiida; Sepiidae.
AUGGCCUGUCUUCUGUCUUCCCUUCUCUCUAUCACUUCUGUCUCCUCUCUCUCUCUAUCCGUCUCCUCUCUCUCUCUAUCCGUCUCCUCUCUCUCUCUAUCCGUCUCCUCUCUCUCUCUCUCUAUCCGUCUCCUCUCUCUCUCUCUCUAUCCGUCUCCUCUCUCUCUCUCUCUAUCCGUCUCCUCUCUCUCUCUCUCUCUAUCCGUCUCCUCUCUCUCUCUCUAUCCUCCCUCUCUCUCUCUCUCUCUCUCUCUCUCUCUAUCUCUCUCUCUCUGGUCUAUCUCUCUCUCAUCUCUCUCUUCUGGUCUCCUCUCUCUCUAUCUCUCUCUCUUCUGGUCUCCUCUCUCUCUAUCUCUCUCUCUUCUGGUCUCCUCUCUCUCUAUCUCUCUCUCUUCUGGUCUCCCUCUCUCUCUCUCUCUCUCUUCCGUCUCCCUCUCUCUCUCCUCUCUCUUCCGUCUCCUCUCUUCCGUCUCUCUCUUCCGUCUCUCUCUCUUCCGUCUCCUCUCUCUUCCGUCUCCUCUCUCUUCCGUCUCCUCUCUCUUCCGUCUCCUCUCUCUUCCGUCUCCCUCUCUCUUCCGUCUCUCUCUCUUCCGUCUCUCUCUUCCGUCUCCUCUCUCUUCCGUCUCCUCUCUUCCGUCUCUCUCUCUUCCGUCUCUCUCUCUUCAUCUCUCUCUCUCUCUCUCUCUCUCUCUAUCUCUCUCUUCCGUCUCCUCUCUCUCUUCCGUCUCCUCUCUCUCUCUCUCUCUUCCGUCUCCUCUCUCUCUAUCUUCCGUCUCCUCUCUCUCUCUCUUCCGUCUCCUCUCUCUCUAUCUCUCUCUUCCGUCUCCUCUCUCUCUAUCUCUCUCUUCCGUCUCCUCUCUCUCUAUCUCUCUCUUCCGUCUCCUCUCUCUAUAUUUUAAUAUUAUUCACUAUGUACAAAUCAUAGAUUGUAGUCCGUGCCGGAAUGUAUUGUACCGUAACAGAAACAUUCGAAUCCCCUCCCCCAAACUGGCGUUCGCUGUCGCGACGAAAGAACAAUUCGAUAAUUUAUUUUUAAACAUAAAUAACAAUUUUUUUUGUUGCACUACUGGUGAUCCGUUUUUUUUUUCUUUACCUUUUUUUCCUCUCUUUUCCCUCUCUUUCCUCCUCACUUUCCCUCUCUUUCCUCCUCACUUUUCCUUUCUUUUCUCCUCACUUUUCCUUUCUUUUCUCCUCACUUUUCCUUUCUUUUCUCCUCACUUUUCCUUUUUCCUCUUUUCCUUAUUGCUCUCCACAAUUUCUUGUCCUUUUUAUCCUUCUCUGAUUGGAGAAGAAUAUCCAAUUUCCAUCGACCGAGAAACGGACCAUCUGCAGAACGAAGACAAUCUAAUUCAGAAGAAGGAAGAACUGAGGGUCAGUAUUGUAAAGAAACUGGAUGCCUUACAUGAAGGCAAAAAGAAAGUAGAACAAGAAAUGGAUGAUAUUAACACUUUGGGAGAAAAGAUUGGAAAGUCUUUUGAUGAGUCGUGUGAAAGUUGUCAAGAAAAAAACAAGUUCCGAUCGUACGUAGAAGAUUUGGAAAUGGUUAUCCGGCUGUUGAUGAAAUUGUCCGUGCUUCUGGCUCGAGCCGAGAACAAUCUACGCUGCUUACCUGCCGAGGCUGACCAAAGGAAAAGGAAUCUUGCAGUAGAAAAGAGAAAUCGUUUGUGUCGUCAACACGAAGAAGCGAAACAGCUCAAAUCGGACAUAGACAGACGGCGAGAGCACAUCACCAACUUGCUGGGACAACACCUGGACGUCCCGGCAGAGCUCAAACACAUCAGCAUCAACACAAGCAAACAAGUGACGUUUCCUUCUCCUUAUUUUACAUUCUCCCCCAAAUUCUUCUUCCUUGUCUCAAUUCGCCGACACUUGUGUUUUUGGGCUGUUCUCACUACGGAUGACCAGUUGAACUAUAAUGCCCUCGCAAAUGGUUAA